GGACGGGACGCUUCUUCGAGAACAACAACAGUUAGUCAGACACAUCGUUAGCGUGCUAGACAACAUCGCAGAAACAUUGAAGCCCUUCAGACCAUUUCAGUGUCUAUUUGCCACUGUGUUUUGAAUACACUUCUGUCGUAUCUACUAGUUACCCCAUUUAAUGUCAUAUUUACCUUGUUAGUCAUCUAAAUUAGACUAUCCCUAAGCUAAUGCUAAUUAGCUUGCUAACAUCCCCGACCAUGAGCUCACUAAGCUACUCUCCUCCUGCUGAAGAAGAGGUCUGCUGGACGGAGAAAGAAGCUCUUUGGUUGAACGUUGUUGUGAAACAAAAGAUACUUUCGGAGUGAAAAAGGAGGAGGAGGAUGUUACAGUGAAAGAGGAGGAGGAUGCAGAGGAUUUUUGGAUUGAAGGCGGAGGAAGAAGAGGAGGUUGGAGAUCUGUUUAACAUCAUUUUUGGAUUGAAGGAGGAAGAAGAAGAGGAGGAGACUGAAGAUCUGAUUAACACCAGAGAGAUACGAGACUAUCGUGGAUCCUCUGGGGAGCCUCAACAACUUCAUGAUGCUGAAGAGGCAGAGAAGAGUCUCUCCAGAUCAGAACACCUCAAGAAACACCUGCAGAGACCCACAGGGAAGAAAUCUCACCACUGCUCUGACUGUGGGAAGAGUUAUUCAAGAUCAGAUUCACUUAAGCUACAUAAGAGAAUACACCAGCGAGUACACACAGGAGAGAAAUCUCACCACUGCUCUGACUGUGGGAAGAGUUACUUAAGAUCAGAUUCACUUAAACUACACAUGAGAAUGCACACUGGAGAGAAUCUUCACUGCUGCUCUGACUGUGGGAAGAGAUUCACCUCUUCAGUAGACCUUAAAAUACAUCAGAGAAUUCACACUGGAGAGAAACCUUUUGGCUGUGAUCAAUGUGGGAAGAGUUUUACUAAGCCAAGCAACUUGAAAUCACAUCAGCGAAUACACACUGGAGAGAAACCUUAUGGCUGUGAUCAAUGUGGGAAGAGUUUUACUCAGUCAAGCGGCCUGAUAUCACAUGGAGGUGUGUUCUAG
This is a messenger RNA of Salvelinus sp. IW2-2015, 1058 nucleotides long. RefSeq names its product zinc finger protein 180-like. Gene Ontology annotation, biological process: regulation of transcription by RNA polymerase II. Lineage: Eukaryota; Metazoa; Chordata; Actinopteri; Salmoniformes; Salmonidae. Gene Ontology annotation, cellular component: chromosome. The record is from RefSeq and is a predicted model, not a curated record. Gene Ontology annotation, molecular function: chromatin insulator sequence binding; DNA-binding transcription factor activity; RNA polymerase II cis-regulatory region sequence-specific DNA binding.